This is a messenger RNA of Nycticebus coucang (slow loris), 1700 nucleotides long. Its product is annotated as serine/threonine-protein kinase pim-1-like. Lineage: Eukaryota; Metazoa; Chordata; Mammalia; Primates; Lorisidae. Gene Ontology annotation, molecular function: protein serine/threonine kinase activity; ATP binding. The transcript has a single exon. Bases 144 to 812 code for a protein of 222 amino acids. Gene Ontology annotation, biological process: negative regulation of apoptotic process; protein autophosphorylation. The record is from RefSeq and is a predicted model, not a curated record. Gene Ontology annotation, cellular component: cytoplasm.
UGGGCCCGCUACUGGGCAGCGGCGGCUUCGGCUGGGUGUACUCAGGCAUCCGUGUCUCCGACAACUUGCCGGUGGCCAUCAAGCACCUGGAGAAGGACCGGAUUUCCGACUGGAGAGAGCUGCCCAAUGGCACCCGAGUGCCUAUGGAAGUGGUCCUGCUGAAGAAGGUGAGCUCGGGCUUCUCCGGCGUCAUUAGGCUCUUGGACUGGUUUGAGAGGCCCGACAGUUUCGUCCUGAUCCUGGAGGUCCCGGUGCAAGACCUCUUCGACUUUAUCACGGAAAGGGGGGCCCUACAAGAGGAGCUGGCCCGAAGCUUCUUCUGGCAGGUGUUGGAGGCGGUGCGGCACUGCCACAACUGCGGGGUGCGCGACAUCAAGGACGAGAACAUCCUUAUCGACCUCAAUCGCGGCGAGCUCAAGCACAUCGAUUUCGGGUCGGGGGCGCUGCUCAAGGACACCGUCUACACGGACUUUGAUGGGAGCCGAGUGUAUAGUCCUCCAGAGUGGAUCCGCUACCAUCGCUACCAUGGCAGGUCGGCAGCUGUCCGGUCCCUAGGGAUCCUGCUGUACGAUAUGGUGUGUGGAGAUAUCCCUUUUGAGCACGACGAAGAGAUCAUCAGGGGCCAAGUGUUCUUCAGGCAGAGGGUUUCUUCAGAGUGUCAGCAUCUCGUUAGAUGGUGUUUGGCCCUGAGACCAUCAGAUAGGCCAACCUUCGAGGAAAUCCAGAAUCAUCCGUGGAUGCAAGAUGUCCUUCUGCCCCAGGAAACUGCUGAGAUUCAUCUCCACAGCCUAUUGCCUGGGCCCUGCAAAUAGCCUUUCUGUCAGGUCCUCCCCUCCUUGUCAGAUGCUUAAGGGAAGGGAAGCUUCUGUCUCCAGCUUCCCGAGUACCAGUGACACUUCUCGCCAAGCAGGACAGUGCUUGAUACAGGAACAACAUUUAUAACUCAUUCCAGACCCCAGGCCCCUGGAGGCUGCCUCCCAGCAGGGGGGAAGAGAGACACUCCAGGCGCCCUAGGCCUCAACCUCUCCUGUAGAUGCUCUCUCCUCAUAGGUGUCCAGCAUUGCUGGACUCCCAAAAAUUCUGGGAGUGGGAGUGGGGGUGGGUCAGAACCCUGCCACCAAACUGUUCCUUUCAUCACAAGUUCUGCUGAAUGCCGUGACGGGUGGGGUAAGGGGGGGAAACAAGUUGGGAUGGGAUAGGACUAGCACCAUUUUAAGUCCCUGUCACCUCUUCCGACUCUUCUGAGUGCCUUCUGUGGGGACUCCGGCUGUGCUGGGAGAAAUACUUGAACUUGCCUCCUUUACCUGCUGCUUCUCCAAAAAUCUGCCAGGGUUUGGUUCCCUAUUUUUCAUCCCUGUCCCCCCUGACCCUCUCCUUCAUAUGAAAGGUGCCAUGGAAGAGGCUACAGGGCCAAAUGCUGAGCCACCUGCCCUUUUUCUGCCUCCUUUAGUAAAACUCCCAGUGAACUGGUCUUCCUUUUUGGUUUUUACUUAACUGUUUCAAAGCCAAGACCUCACACACACAAAAUGCACAAACAAUGCAAAUCAACAGAAAAGCUGUAAAUGUGUGUACAGUGGCAUGGUAGUAUACAAAAGGAUUGUAGUUGAUCUAAUUUUUUAAAAAUUUUGCCUUUUAAGUUAUUUUACAUGUUUUUUGUUUUUCGUUUUGAAAAAUGCGCAUUCUAACCUGGAGGUGGAUGU